AUGGCCGUGGCUGCGGAAGAUGUGGAUGUCAAGGAGGCCGAAGAUACCCAGUAUGAAGAAGGUGAUCCUCGAUCACUGCUUCCUCGAGCCCGUACUGUCGAACUCGCCGAAGUCUUCGAGUUUCGACCCUGCACUCCUUCUGCCUCGCGUCCAGCGCUGAAGUCGGCGAAGUCAGGCCUCGGAGAUGCGUUUGACAACGUGCACGCCUAUGGCUACCUGCAUGACCUCGCGAUCCGCUCUCAACAGUCCAGUCGCAUUACGAUGCCGCCCGUUAAUUGGCUGCGGCGUCAGUGGAGGCUGCUGCAAGACGCAACAGCGGCGCAGCUGACUACACGUCUACUCCGUCGAGAGCAGCUGACCGGGCUCCUCUUGGACGGCAUUGUUAAAGAGAGCAAGCAACGUGGUCUCUUCAAAAAGACGACUUACGCGGACUAUGUUCGCCAGGCUCGAUUUGUGUUCCGUGUUAGUCGCGAGAGUUCGUGCAUGCACACCAUGGUGGAGAACUGGCGAAUGCUGCAGCGCUUGGUACACUACAAGGAUCCAAGCGACUGCGCCCAUCUGCACGAGCGCGUCUGUAAGGUUGCAGGCUUCUGGGGCGACCGAGCCGCGUCCAACUCGCCGAAGCGCGGUGCUAGCAACGAGCUGGUUAGUGAGCAAUGGUCGGAGAAGUUGACGCAGCAACUCGCCGGGGAGGCAGCUGACUUUGGAGCGGAGGAAGCUCAACAUAUACCCGAUGCUUCAGAAAAGGAGUUGGACAACUACUACUACAGCUUCGAGCCUCCCUUUUUGCCGCCGCUGAAGCGGCCGACUUCGGGCCGAAGUCGACAGGGAGGUCUUCGCUCUCGGAUCCUCAAGGACAGGGUAGCGGCAUUGGUGCCGGCAGAGCUUACGACUGAAGAGCUGUCCGAGCAAAAGCCGCUUCCAGUUCAGUAUCAUCGGCUACCUCGCUGGGCUCGUGAGAAGCAGAAGCGUGAUCGGCCGCUGAUGUCUUCCUCGAUGGCCAAGUCGCAGACCAGCCUUUCAAGGCCAGACUCCACGACGUCUUUGCACACGUCAAAGCUGACCUGGACUUCCAGCCAGGAGAUGCUUCGUUCGGCAUCAUCGCCCAAGCUCUCUGCGAGCACCUCACGCUUGGCGGAGACCUUCGGUGAGUUCAGCCCCUCCGGCUCGCGCAGUGGCGGCCGAGGAAAGCUGCCGACACUGGAAGAUCGAUAUCGAUCAACUUGCCGCAACAGGCGCACCGUUCCCGUCCCAUCCUCCUUCGUGGAGGGGGGGUCGAAGAAGCUGGACGCGAGGGGCAUGACAGAGGCACAGCUCCUUUCCUUGCUUCACGUCUUGGACGAUGGACGACAGGUAGAAGACCUCGACCUUGAAAACAAUCGCCUAGUGAGCGACGUCUCCCUGGCUCCCUUGAUGCGGAAGCUGCGCGAGCCACACAUGAGGGAGUCGGUGCGAAGAAUCAACUUUCGACAAUGCUGUCGCGUGGGCAGUGCCACGCUGGACAUGUGCGUGGAGCUUCUGGCAGUAGCCAUGAACUUGAAGCAUGUCGACAUGAGUGGCCUGAAUCUCGCCGUGAAGUUGCAACUACCACUCUGCAUGGGGCUGGGCAGUCACCAGUCCCUGGAGACAGUGGCGCUGGUCGGUGUAGGUCUUGGAGGCAGCUGCGGGGCUGCUGAGUGUGUUCGACGUCUCGUCGGCAGCAUCAGCAUCACAUCACUGGACUUGAGCUGGAACUGCUUCGACCAGCAGGAGUUUCAGCAGAUGGGCAAGCAGCUCGUCCAGACCAGGAGCUCGAAGUUGAAGAAACUUUGUUUGGACUCCACAUCCAGCGUCGUCGGUUCCAGCGACUCCUCCAUCGCGGAGCUGUUGGAGGCCCUGGCCUACAAUAGGACCCUGUCCUCGCUGAGUAUCGCAGCUAACCGAAUCGACUUCAAAGCGUCGCUGGUUUUGGAGGACGCCCUCGAGAACCACAAGCCCAUGAAGAAGCUAAACCUUGCUCAGAAUCCGCUUGGGUCUCUGGGCCUACGGAGCCUUCUGCGUCUGCUCUCCAGGGAGUCCAACGAGAUCCGGCAUUUCGAUGCAGACGGGUGCUUCACUGGUGCGCCAGAUGUCGAGGAGGAAUCCGUUGAUCAGAGGAGCUUCUGUCAAGUGUUUUCCUUCACGAAUCCAGGCGGGCGCUACAAGUUGGACCUCAGCCGGCCCUAUCACCGAGCCAUGCUCCGGAUGCUCUGUAAAACGGCAGAGCGGUACAAGGUGCCCAUCGACAAGCCGAUGCUGGAUGUCAGCUAUUCCUUAGGGCACUUUCCUGUCCCGACGAAGCAUUCUAGCGGAGUCUUCCAGGUCCCCUCCUCUGGAGAGCUCUCUUUGACCUUCAGUCUGGAAAGUGAGAUUGAGGAAAACAUCAAGGGCAUCCGGGACGACAACUUCCUGGGGUUCCUCGAGAAACACUUCAUGCUUACGCGCUUCCACCCGAGCUGGAACAAGGUCGUGCCGCUGUUUGCAAAGUGGAUAGAGCUCAGCGGGCGUUCCCUCGACCAAGAGGUCUUCUUACAGUCUAUGGCGAAGGAUUUCAACAUGACCGUCGCCUAUGUCCAGUUCUUGUGCAAAACUGCGCCCGACGUGGAAUCGAAGGUCAUGAAUGCCAUGCUGCCCUGUACUCCGGAAGAUGGAGGCUCUCGAUACCUGCUCCUCCAGAGCCUCAAAAAUCUGCAGCAUUUCGUGGCCUGCUACGAUGCCAUGGAAUCCUUUCUGCUUUUCAACGCUCAGAAUCCCACGGGGCACUACAACUUAAAGCUGCACAUCACGUCAGAGUUUGCCGUUGCGCAACGUCUGUUGCUCCUGGACCGCUGGGAAUGUGUCGUCAACAAACGCCACGGCCGCUGUGAUGUCUCUUCUCGGGCGAACCGGUCGCAUGUCCGGAAUGAGCUCCACGGAGGCAAGCAACUGUCGCUCACGACGGGCUCUGUCGCAGAGUGGAGCUUGCCAGAGGCAGACGCCUUUGAGCUCGACUAUGUCACCAGCGCGAGACCGCCCGUGGAGGCGCAAGCACUAACUGAUGGCUUGUGGAAGCAGCUCAUGGUCUCCAUGUACAAGUCCGAGUGCAGUGCCGAGGACAAGAUGAAGGUUCUGCGGUCCAUUUCCCACAACAUCUUUAUCACCUCGAAGCACAUGCGGGAGAUGAUGGGUUACUUCGAUAGGUCGGAGCUGCGCCAGGAGGCCUUCGUCAUGUUCUUCAGCAGAAUAACCGACAUGCACAACCUGAAGUUGUGCAGCGUGCGCUUUGGUGAGGAUGAGGAGGUCUACAACUUGCGCUACCGCCUUGGGCAGGCAGUCUUCUUCCCUUACUUCCAGCCGGAGAACGCCAAGUUUGAGCUUGAUCUGAGCUUCCAUGACCACCGAUUGUGCGUGAACAUGCUGGUUGGACUCGCAGCAAGAGAGAAGUUUGGCAACAUCAGGGAUGCCGUCUGGAUAAAGCCGGAUGGGAGCCAAGACGAUUUCCCGAUGGGCAUUCCGCGCAGCUGGGAAGGGUUAUCUCCCACUGAAGGCCGCUUCCAUUGUCGCUACGUGUGUUCGGCGGACGAUCGGAACUUCCAUUACCGGAAAAGCCUCGCGGCCAAGUUCGGAUACAACCCCAGGGAUGUCCGCGAGUCAGAGAUGAACUGGCUGACAGGGCUUAACGAGCCACCAGAGGACGUAUUGGAUCUCCUCGAGUUCUUGAUCAGCCGGGUCGACAGUAUGCAGGCCGCCUUCAAUGCCAUCGACGGCGGUGAGCCCGGGUCGGUGUCCAACUCUGAGUUAACACUUCGGGAGCUCGAGAUGGGCCUGAAGUCCAUGGGCUGCCAGAAAUUUGCCGGACCGGACGAGUCUGCACGGAUAGAGAAAGUCUUCCGCUACCUGGAUCCUGGUGGUGAGGGAACCGUUUCCAUGCAGGAGUGGAUGGUGCUCGAUCAGCUCUGGAGGGAGUUUGAUCUAACGAUCCGCGAGUUCGUCCAAUUCCUCCAGUACGCGUUCGGAGAGAACCUGCAGGAUGCAUGGGAAGCAUUGGAUGACGACGGCAGUGGCGAGCUGACGGAGCAAGAGUUCGAUGAGGCUCUGAAGAAGAAAGGCUACUUCGGGCCGGUGCGCGUUGUCUUCGCGCUGCUGGACAACACGGAUGACGGGAACAUUUCCUUCGACGAGCGACUAGGCACUGCAUCAAUGGUGCUUCCCUUCUCUCCUGCAGCGCUGGAUGACCUGGUCACCGUUGCUGAGCCCGGAAUACAUGCGGCUUACAAGAAUGAUCACUCCUGGGCCGGCGUGAGAACUGUGCAGGCAGAGGCCCAGAAGUUGCAGCAGGAGAUGGAGACCUGCGAGGGCCUCGCCUCCAGCGCUGUGGAGCAGAAGACGCGGAUGGGGCUCAUGAGCCAAGGCCUUCGUCAUGAUCGCAUUAGAUGGGGUUGGAGCUUGCAGGAGCUCUCCCGGCAGCUCGCUGCCCUGCCCGGCGACACGCUCCUAACUUCGGCUGCGGCCCUCUUUGCCGGACCAUUGGGCCCCAUGCAUCGCGAGGAGCUCAUGGCCCACUGGAAGGCCAUCCUGGACAAGCUCUCCAUACCCCACAGCAAGGAGCUUGACCUGCCGAGAUACUGGAUCCCGGCAACGGCACGCUGCCGGUGGCAUGCUGACCUCGAGCUGCCAAAGGUCACCUGGAAUGUACGAAUCGUUUACAUGAGUGUCAGACCGAGCACCGCCAUCGUUGCUGCUACCGCUACUGCUGCUGCCUUUCCUGCUGCUGCUACUGCUCCUGCCACUAUUUGCCACCCCUGCUGCUGCUACUACUGCUGCCACCUACCGACAGUGUCGUUUUGGUUGUCACCUUGGUGGUGGUUGUAA
This is a messenger RNA of Symbiodinium sp. CCMP2592, 4869 nucleotides long. The record is from the annotation of a GenBank genome assembly. NCBI's taxonomy places the organism in Eukaryota, Dinophyceae, Suessiales, Symbiodiniaceae.